AUGGACAGAAAUGUAAAAGGAGACAGCAUGGGAUUUUUGCAACAUGUUCUCAGCAGUGUAAAGAAACAAAUGGCAACACUUUCACUGAAACCUCCAGGAAUAUGUCCAACCCAAAUUGGCAAUCCUACCUUUGCCCAUAAGAGGUGGCUGCAUUUCAGUGCUCGGAUCCAGAGACCACCAAGUACAUUACUAUUUCACAUUCAAUUUGAUGCAUUGGUAAAGCGCUUUGUGGUCCUGUGUGAUGGAACCCAAGGCAAUAGUAACCACACCAUAACCCACUUCAUCAUCCUGGGCUUCCCAAGCCUCCAGAAGCUGCAGCUCUUGCUCUUUUUUGUGGGCUUGAUCAUUUACCUCAUGACCUUGUCUGGACAUAUCGUCAUCAUCACGAUAGUACAUCUCGACCUCCGCCUCCACACCCCCAUGUACUUCUUCCUCAGCAACUUCUCCUUCCUGGAGAUCUGGUACACCUCCAACAUUAUUCCCAAGAUGCUGCAGAUUUUCCCGGCCACAGACAGGUCUAUCUCAUAUGCCAGCUGCAUCGCCCAGCUGUACUUCUUCAUCACCUUGGGUACUGCCGAGUGCUUCAUCCUGGCCAUCAUGGCCUAUGAUCGCUACUUAGCCAUCUGCAACCCGCUGCGCUACCCGAUCCUCAUGAACAGCAGGGUUUGUGUUUGGCUGGCCAUAUGCUCUUGGGUAGGCGCCUUUGUUGUCAAUGUUCCACCUUUGGUCUCCCUCUGCAAGCUGCCAUUCUGUGGGCCUAACGAGAUCAACCAUUUCUUCUGCGAUGCCCCACCCUUGCUGAAACUCUCCUGCAGGGACCCCCGCGAGGCUGAGACAGUCAAUUUCAUUAUGGCCACCAGCGUCAUUGUCAGCUCCUUCCUCUUGAUCCUGGUCUCAUAUGUUCUCAUCAUCGUGACGAUCCUGAAGAUCCCUUCGGCUCCGGGGUGCCGGAAAGCUUUCUCCACCUGUGGCUCCCAUUUGGCCGUGGUGGCCAUCUUCUAUGGCACCCUGAUGUUCAUGUAUGUGCGGCCGACCUCCAGCUACUCCAACGACUCGGUCAACUUCAGCAAGCUGGUGUCCAUGUUCUACACGGUGGUGACGCCCAUGCUCAACCCUAUUAUAUACUGUCUGAGGAACAAGGAAGUUAAAGAAGCUCUGAGGAAAGCAGUGAUGGGAAGGUGUGUGCUGCUGCCCAAGGCUGGGAGCAUUUCUAAUGGGGGCUGGUAA
Malaclemys terrapin pileata is the source of this 1227-nucleotide messenger RNA. RefSeq names its product olfactory receptor 11L1-like. Lineage: Eukaryota; Metazoa; Chordata; Testudines; Emydidae. Gene Ontology annotation, molecular function: olfactory receptor activity; G protein-coupled receptor activity. Bases 1 to 1227 code for a protein of 408 amino acids. The record is from RefSeq and is a predicted model, not a curated record. The transcript is spliced from 3 exons. Gene Ontology annotation, cellular component: membrane. Gene Ontology annotation, biological process: G protein-coupled receptor signaling pathway.